Molecule: messenger RNA, 2049 nt
Organism: Lactuca sativa (garden lettuce)
Lineage: Eukaryota; Viridiplantae; Streptophyta; Magnoliopsida; Asterales; Asteraceae
Gene: TAFII59
Product: TATA BOX ASSOCIATED FACTOR II 59
Biological process (GO): transcription initiation at RNA polymerase II promoter; RNA polymerase II preinitiation complex assembly
Cellular component (GO): transcription factor TFIID complex; SAGA complex; SLIK (SAGA-like) complex
Molecular function (GO): RNA polymerase II general transcription initiation factor activity; transcription coactivator activity; protein heterodimerization activity
Source: RefSeq, a predicted model, not a curated record
AUAUGAUUUCUCUGGUAAAGCGAAAAAAGAAGCCAUUUUUUUGACGGUAUGAUUGUAUAAAGCACCGUCGGAACACAAUAAGCCGGCGACGGUCGUCACCAUCAAGUCUCCGGGACGUUUAGGAGGAGGGUUUUGUUGCUUUUAAAGCUUCGAUUCAUCAAUUGCUAAAUACUAUACCCGGUGCGAAUCAAAUGCAUGUCAUUCUCAUUAAUCUGAUUCGGAUGAAACCAUAUUAAAGAGAAGAAAAAUGAGCAUCGUACCACAGGAGACAGUUGAGGUCAUAGCACAGAGCAUUGGCAUAAAUAAUUUGUCUCCAGAUGCUGCAUUAGCCCUUGCUCCUGAUGUAGAAUACCGAAUGCGUGAAAUAAUGCAGGAAGCAAUCAAAUGCAUGCAUCAUUCAAAAAGAACCACAUUGACCACAGAUGAUGUAGAUAGCGCACUCAGCAUGAGAAAUGUUGAGCCAAUCUAUGGAUUCACAUCUGGAGAUCCUUUGCGUUUCAAAAGAGCCCUUGGACACAAAGAUUUAUUUUACAUUGAUGACAAAGAUGUGGAUUUUAAAGAUGUAAUUGAAGCUCCAUUACCAAAAGCACCACUCGAUACUUCAAUCUUCUGUCACUGGCUAGCCAUUGAAGGUGUCCAGCCUGCUAUUCCAGAAAAUGCUCCUGUUGAAGUUAUUACCACUUUACCAGACACUAAAAAGCCAGAGCAAAAGAUUGAUGAAUUGCCUGUUGAUAUUCGAUUGCCUGUAAAACAUGUGUUAUCUAGAGAGCUUCAGUUAUACUUCAAUAAAAUCACAGAGCUUGCAGUAAAUACACCUGAUACUGAUCUCUUCAAGGAAGCACUAAUGAGUUUAGCCACAGACUCUGGACUCCAUCCUUUAGUUCCUUACUUCACUUGCUUUAUAGAAGACGAGGUUUCUCGUGGUCUAAAUAAUUUCCACCUGCUUUUUGCUCUAAUGCGACUUGUUUGGAGUCUUUUACAAAACCCACACAUUCAUAUCGAACCUUAUUUGCACCAAUUGAUGCCACCUGUCGUAACGUGUAUUGUUGCUAGAAGAUUAGGAAAUCGAAUUGCUGACAAUCAUUGGGAGCUUAGAGACUUUAGUGCCAAUCUUGUUGCCACUAUAUGUAAAAGGUUUGGGCAUAGUUAUGGUGAUCUUCAGACACGUUUAACAAGAACAUUACAUAAAUCAUUUUCGGAUAGAAAACAAACAUUAACUCAACAUUAUGGUGCUAUUCAAGGACUCACAGCUCUUGGACCCCAUGUGGUUCGGCGCUAUAUUUUACCUGACCUUGAGUCUUAUUUAGGGUUUCUUGAAGAAAUGAUUCUUGAAAAUAAACAAAAGGAAAUAACACGACAUGAAGCUUGGCGUGUGUAUGGUGCAUUAUUGCGUGCUUCGGGUCGAUCUGUAUACAAUCUGCUGAAGCUUUUUCCGGUUUUACCCUCGCAACAUGCGAACAAUGUUUUGAGGUCGAAAUUCAGGGUUAUUGGUACAAGUGAAACACAUAGAGGAAAGGGGAAUGAAGAAGAGGUGGAAGAGAAGGAAAAGGAAAAGGGGGGAUCUCCAAUGGUGGUUGUUACAGAAGAUGUUGAAGGUGAAAUGGAAGGAGAAAGUCCAGGUGUUAAAGGAGGAAGAAGAAAAGGAAAAGGAAAAGGAAAAGGAUUGAGGAGGACGCCUGCGUAUCUGAAUCAAGUGUGGAAAGAUGAUUUGAAUUCAGGGAAACUUGUUGUGUCGUUGUUUGAAUUGUUUGGUGAAGGUAUUAUGUCAUUCAUUCCCUCACCUGAGAUGUCUCUAUUUUUAUGAUAUACUACUUUUUUUUUUUUUUUUUUUUUUUUUGGUGUGUGUGUGUGUGUGUGUGUCCAAUUGUAUUAUGUGGUUAUUAGUUUGGUUAGGAGUUAGGACCUCAUCCGAAGCCAACAAUGUUCUGAUUUCAUGUCAUUUUUUAUUUGAAAAAACGAUAAUAUCAAGUGUAAAAUAUAAAAUAUAGAAAAGUUACCAAACAAAAUUAGACGAUAAAAGGUGAAGGAUUUGGUAUCUUUCCCUCAUUA